AUGCAGUCUUCUAACAUUAUUAAUAAGAAAACAUUACGAGCACUCAACAAUACCUACAUUGUCAAAGUUAAUUCUGGAUAUCGUAUACCCAUAAAGUACUCGGAACAAAAUAAGAAUAAACUACAAACAUGUUUCAAAGUAUAUAGAUGUCAACUUAAUAUUAAAGAAGAGAGCUGUUGCUGCUCUUGUAAUUCGGACGCUAUGUUUGAAGUUAUGAAAAGUUUAUACGAUUGUUACAAAAAGAAAAAUUGUGAUAACUGCAAUUGUAUUCUCUGUGGUCAUAUGCCUCGUGAAGAAAGGAAGGCCGGUGAAAUUAGAAAAUCAACUGCAGCGAUGGAAACGCUAAGUACAAAACAGAAAAAAAAGGAAUUAGGCAAAAAAACCAAAGCAGCAGUAGAAGCGAUGGAGGGAAAAUCACCACAAGAGAAAGAAAAAAUACUAAAGGAGCUAGCUGCCACUGGAGCUCCACUUCCCGAAGGAAAAACAAAAUCAGAAAAAGAACUAAUAAAGAAAGUUCGAACGGCACUCGGUUUACCACAAGUUCCAACAGAACCUGCUGAAAAAGAUAAGUUCCUAAAAGCUGAAGCUGCAGGGCUAGUUGCUCCUUUAGAAGGUAAAACUCCAGCUCAAAAAGAAGCAAUUCUUCAACAGCAAGCUGAUUUAGGCUUGCCACUUCCAGAAGGAAGAACGGCCUCUGAAAAAGCUCUCAUAAAAAAAGUUAAAACUGGAACAGCUGUGCGUGUACCAUCAGAAAAAAUUCGAAAAGCAAAAGCAGCUGGAUUAUUUACACCGUUGGCAGGAAAAACUCCUGAACAAAAGGAAAAAAUACUAAAAGGUUUAGCGACACACGGAAUUCCUCUACCCGAACCAAAGACAACGUCAGAGAGAAAGCUGAAUGACAAAGUCCGCAAGGACUUAGGUCUUCCUCCUGAACCUAAAAAUGAUAAAGAAAGAGAAAAAUACAAUAACGCUAUGAACACAGGUGUUAUAACACCUUUAGAAGGGAAAACCCAAGCUCAGAAAGAGGCCAUUCUAAAAAAACAAGCCGAAAUGGGUUUACCUUUACCAGAAGGGAGAACUCCAUCAGAAAAAGCAUUAAUCGCAAAUAUUAAGGCCACAUCAAAACCAACUCCUUCUAUAGUCCGUAUUCCUUCUGAAAAAUUACGGAAAGCAAAAGCAGCUGGUCUUAUUACGCCACUGGAAGGAAAAACACCCGCACAAAAAGAGAAAAUUUUAAAAGGUUUGGCAGAAAAUGGAAUUCCCUUGCCUGAAGGCAAGACAUCAUCUGAAAAAAAAUUAAUAGACAAAGUCAGAAAAGAUAUGGGCCUUCCACCGGAACCAAAAACAUCUGAUGCUAAACGAAAAUAUGCAAAGGCGCAAAAUGCCGGAAUAAUUACUCCAUUGCAAGGUAAAACCCCUGCUCAGAAGGAAGAUAUUCUCAGAAAACAAGCCGAAAUGGGUAUACCUUUACCAGAAGGACGAACUCCGUCAGAAAAAGCAUUGAUAGCAAAGGUUAAGGCCACCGCAAAACCUGUCCCGUCAGCACCAUCAGCGGCUGCAAUCCCUUCAGAAAAAUUACGUAAAGCAAAAGCCGCCGGUCUUAUUACACCACUGGAAGGAAAAACACCAGCACAAAAAGAGAAAAUUUUAAGAGGUUUGGCAGAAAAUGGAAUUCCCUUGCCUGAAGGCAAGACACCAUCCGAUAAGAAAUUAAUUGACAAAGUAAGAAAAGACAUGGGCCUUCCGCCAGAACCAAAAACAUCUGAUUCUAAAAAGAAAUAUGCGAAAGCGCAAAACGCCGGUAUAAUAACUCCAUUACAAGGUAAAACCCCUACUCAGAAGGAAGAUAUUCUGCGGAAACAAGCCGAAAUGGGUAUAGCUUUACCAGAAGGCAGAACUCCAUCAGAAAAAGCAUUGAUAGCAAAGGUUAAGGCCACCGCAAAACCUGUCCCGUCAGCACCAUCAGCGGUUGCAAUCCCUUCAGAAAAAUUACGUAAAGCAAAAGCCGCCGGUCUUAUUACACCACUGGAAGGAAAAACACCAGCACAAAAAGAGAAAAUUUUAAGAGGUUUGGCAGAAAAUGGAAUUCCCUUGCCUGAAGGCAAGACACCAUCCGAUAAGAAAUUAAUUGACAAAGUAAGAAAAGACAUGGGCCUUCCGCCAGAACCAAAAACAUCUGAUGCUAAAAAGAAAUAUGCGAAAGCGCAAAACGCCGGUAUAAUAACUCCAUUACAGGGUAAAACCCCUGCGCAGAAGGAAGAUAUUCUGCGCAAACAAGCGGAAAUGGGUAUAGCUUUACCAGAAGGCAGAACUCCAUCAGAAAAAGCAUUGAUUGCAAAGGUUAAAGCCACCGCAAAACCUGUCCCGUCAAAACCAUCAGCGGUUGCAAUCCCUUCAGAAAAAUUACGUAAAGCAAAAGCCGCCGGUCUUAUUACACCACUGGAAGGAAAAACACCAGCACAAAAAGAGAAAAUUUUAAGAGGUUUGGCAGAAAAUGGAAUUCCCUUGCCUGAAGGCAAGACACCAUCUGAAAAAAAAUUAAUAGACAAAGUCAGAAAAGAUAUGGGCCUUCCACCGGAACCAAAAACAUCUAAUGCUAAAAGAAAAUAUGCAAAGGCGCAAAAUGCCGGAAUAAUUACUCCAUUGCAAGGUAAAACCCCUGCUCAGAAGGAAGAUAUUCUCAGAAAACAAGCCGAAAUGGGUAUACCUUUGCCAGAAGGACGAACACCAUCAGAAAAGGCUCUAAUCGCUAAAGUAAAAGCUACAGCGAAACCUGUUCCUUCCGUAGUUCCAGUCCCUUCAGAAAAGUUACGAAAAGCUAAAGCAGCUGGAUUUAUUACACCAUUAGAAGGAAAAACACCAGCUCAAAAAGAGAAAAUUCUUAGAGGAUUAGCAGAAAACGGGAUCCCUUUACCAGAAGGCAAAACGGCAUCCGAAAAAAAAUUGAUCGACAAAGUUCGAAAAGAUAUGGGCCUUCCACCAGAACCAAAAACAUCCGAUGUAAAAAGAAAAUAUGCAAAAGCGCAAAAGGCCGGGAUUAUUACCCCGUUGCAAGGAAAAACCCCAGCUCAAAAAGAAGCUAUACUGCGAAAACAAGCCGAAAUUGGAGUACCUUUGCCAGAAGGAAGAACUCCAUCAGAAAAAGCUCUGAUUGCUAAAGUUAAAGCCACCACGAAACCUGUUCCGUCCGUAGUUGCCAUUCCUUCUGAAAAAUUACGCAAAGCAAAAGCCGCCGGUCUUAUAACGCCUCUUGAAGGGAAAACGCCAGCGCAAAAAGAGAAAAUUUUAAAAGGUUUAGCUCAACACGGUAUUCCCUUGCCUGAAGGCAAGACAGAAUCUGAAAAGAAAUUAAUUGAUAAGGUUCGAAAGGAUAUGGGUCUUCCGCCAGAACCAAAAACAGCCAGUGCCAAAAGGAAAUACAAUAAAGCGCAAGCUGCUGGUAUAUUAACUCCUCUUGAAGGUAAAUCUCCCGCUCAAAAAGAAGCGAUUUUGCGAAAGCAGGCUGAAAUGGGUUUACCAUUACCAGAAGGUCGUACACCAUCUGAAAAGGCUUUAAUUGCCAAUAUAAAGGCAACAGCGGUCCCAACUCCAUCAGCUGUUUCUAUACCUUCAGAAAAACUACGAAAAGCGCAAGCUGCUGGUUUGAUGACCCCGCUAACAGGAAAAACACCUGCUCAAAGAGAAAAAAUUUUGAAGGGCUUAGCUCAACAAGGCCUUCCAUUGCCUGAGGGAAAAACACCGUCUGAAAAAAAAAUUAUAGAAAAGGUUAGACAAGAUAUCGGAUUACCUCCUGAACCAAAAACAUCUGCACAAAAAGUUAAGUACGCCAAAGCUCAAGAUGCUGGGUUGAUAAUACCAUUAGAAGGCAAAUCACCAGCAGAGAAGGAAAAAAUCUUACGAGCACAAGCUGAAAUGGGUUUACAAUUACCCGAAGGCCGAACUCCGUCAGAAAAAGCAUUAAUAGCUAACAUAAAAGCUACCGCAAAACCCAAACCCUCCUUAGUCCCAAUCCCAUCUGAAAAGCUACGCAAAGCUAAGGCAGCUGGUCUAAUAACUCCUCUAGCAGGAAAAACUCCAGCUCAGAAAGAGAAAAUUUUAAAGGGUCUUGCUGCUCAUGGUAUACCUUUACCCGAGGGGAAAACAGCAUCUGAAAAAAAAUUGAUUGAUAAAGUUCGAAAGGAUAUUGGCCUACCACCUGAGCCAAAAACUUCACGAGAAAAACAGAAAUAUAAUAAAGCAUUUGCUGCUGGAAUCGUCACACCCUUAGAAGGUAAGACGCCAGCUCAGAAGGAAGCAAUUUUACGAAAACAAGCGGAAAUGGGUUUGCCUUUGCCAGAAGGUCGAACCCCCUCGGAAAAAAAAUUAAUUGACAAUAUAAAAGCUACUACGUCGCCUGUUCCAUCUGCAGCAGCCAUACCUAGUGAAGCAGUUCGGAAGACCCCAGAGCAAAGAGAAAAAAUAUUAAAAGAAGGAAAAUCUCCAGCUGACAAAGAAAAAAUUCUUCGACGUCAAGCUGAAAUGGGUAUACCACUGCCUGAAGGACGAACUCCAUCAGAAAAAGCAAUGAUAGCAAAUAUAAAAGCUACAGCUAAACCCGUCCCAUCAGCGGUCCCAAUUCCAUCCGAAAAAUUGCGUAAAGCUAAAGCCGCAGGUUUAAUAACACCUCUCGAAGGAAAAUCUCCAGCCCAGAAGGAAAAAAUUUUAAAAGGACUCGCAGCCCAUGGUAUACCAUUACCAGAAGGAAAAACUGCAUCAGAAAAAAAAUUGAUUGAUAAAGUUCGGAAAGAUAUGGGUCUUCCACCGGAACCGAAAACAUCCGACGCUAAACGGAAGUUUAAUAAAGCACAAGCCGCUGGAUUAAUAACUCCUUUAGAAGGCAAAUCACCGGCUCAGAAAGAAAAGAUUCUUCGGGGUCAAGCAGAAAUAGGUUUACCUCUCCCGGAAGGUCGAACUCCGUCAGAAAAAGCUCUGAUUGAUAAUAUCAGAGCCACAACAAAACCUGCGCCAUCUGUAUUUAAAGUACCUUCUGAAAAAUUACGCAAAGCUAAAGCAGCUGGUGUUCUCACACCCUUAGAAGGAAAAACUCCAGCUCAGAAAGAGAAAAUAUUAAAAGGAUUGGCUGAACAUGGAAUACCACUUCCUGAAGGUCGGACUCCAUCAGAAAAAGCCUUAAUUGAAAAGGUCAAAGCCACAACAAAACCAGUACCUUCUGUAGCUCCAGUUCCUUCUGAAAAACUACGCAAAGCGAAAGCAGCUGGUGUUCUCACACCCUUAGAAGGAAAAACUCCAGCUCAGAAAGAGAAAAUAUUAAAAGGAUUAGCUGAACAUGGAAUACCACUUCCUGAAGCGAAAACUGCAUCUGAAAAGAAAUUGAUUGACAAAGUCAGGAAGGACAUGGGUCUUCCCCCAGAACCAAAAACAUCCGAUGCUAAACGAAAAUAUAAUAAAGCACAAACUGCUGGAUUAAUAACGCCAUUACAAGGAAAAUCACCAGCAGAAAAAGAAAAAAUUCUUCGUGGUCAAGCAGAAAUGGGUUUGCCCCUGCCUGAAGGUCGGACUCCAUCAGAAAAAGCCUUAAUUGAAAAGGUCAAAGCCACAACAAAACCAGUACCUUCCGUAGCUCCAGUUCCUUCUGAAAAACUACGCAAAGCGAAAGCAGCAGGUGUACUCACACCUUUAGAAGGCAAAACUCCAGCUCAAAAAGAGAAAAUUUUGAAAGGUUUAGCGGAACAUGGAAUACCACUUCCUGAAGGUAAAACUGCAUCCGAAAAGAAAUUGAUUGAAAAAGUCCGGCAGGACAUGGGUCUUCCACCUGAACCAAAAGCAUCCGAUGCUAAACGAAAUUACAAUAAAGCUCAAGCCGCCGGAUUGAUAACGCCAUUACAAGGGAAAACCCCGGCGGAAAAAGAAAGAAUUCUUCGUGGCCAAGCAGAAAUGGGUUUACCUUUACCAGAAGGUCGAACAAAAUCAGAAAAAGCACUAAUUGCUAAGAUAAAAGCUACCACUGCACCCCCGGCUGCAGCAGGUAAAGAAGUAGGACCGCCUCCUUUACCGCCUAAAAAAGCAACAAAAUUGGAUAAAAAAACCGCCAAGAAUAUUAAAGAAGGAACAGGUCCCGUUGACGAAUGUAUUUGUCCACUUUUGACGCCAAUGUCUGAAAGAGACGUUAAGAAAGAGGAAAAAAAGAAAGAAGAAAAGGUCAAACCAGUUUCAUCUCAAAAAUUACGUAAAGCAAAAGCCGCAGGCUUAAUUACCCCCUUAGAAGGAAAAACUCCCGCUCAGAAAGAAAAAAUUUUGAAAGGUCUUGCACAACACGGCAUACCUUUGCCGGAGGGAAAAACAGCAUCCGAAAAAAAGCUUGUUGAUAAAGUUCGGAAAGACAUGGGCCUUCCACCAGAACCGAAAACAUCAUCUGAUAAACAAAAAUAUGAUAAAGCAUACGCAGCUGGAAUAAUGACCCCUUUAGAAGGCAAAGCUCCAGCAGCCAAGGAAGCUAUAUUACGCAAACAAGCUGAAAUGGGUAUUCCAUUGCCAGAAGGCCGAACACCAUCGGAGAAAGCUUUGAUCGAUAAGGUGAGAGCAACUACUAAAGCCAAACCCUCUGUAGGAGUAAUUCCAUCUGAAAAAUUGCGCAAAGCUAAAGCUGAGGGUUUGCUUACACCAUUGGCAGGUAAAACUCCACAGCAAAAAGAAAAAAUAUUAAAAGGUUUGGCAAAAUCAGGAAUGCCUCUUCCUGAAGGUAAAACCCCUUCAGAAAAAGAAUUAGUAAAAAAAAUAAGAACAGAGAUGGGUUUACCACCAGAACCAAAAACAUCGGCCGACAGAGCAAAAUUAGACAAAGCCCAUGCACAAGGACUUAUAACGCCACUUGAAGGAAAGACUCCAGCCCAGAAAGAGAAAGCAUUAAAAAGCAUGAUAGAUGCAGGCGUAGCUCUGCCGGAAGGCAGGACUCCAUCAGAAAAAGCUUUAAUUGAAAAAGUCAAAUCAAAAUAUCCAACUCCAUCUGUGGUACCAAUUUCUUCAGCAAAAUUGCGGAAAGCUAAAGCAGCGGGCCUAUUAACACCAUUAAAAGGAAAAACACCAGCCGAAAAAGAAAGAAUUUUGAGAGGCUUAGCAGAAGCAGGGCUUCCAGUCCCAAAAGGUGAAACACCAUCAGAAAAAGCAUUAGCAAAAAAAAUUACUCGUGAAUAUGGAAUUCCUCCCGAAGCAAAAACACCAUCAGAAAAAGAAAUUGUACGGAAAGCAAGAGCUGAAGGCCUAUUAACGCCAUUAGCUGGAAAAACCCCGGCAGAAAAAGAGAAAAUUUUAAAAGGAUUAGCGGAUGCUGGAUUGCCUAUGCCUGAAGGAGCUACUGCAUCCGAAAAGGAACUAGUAAAAAAAGUUAGAGCAGCUUCUGGACUUCCACCAGAGCUUACGCCUUCAGAAAAGUUGGGCAAAAUAAAAACAAAAUCAAAAGGUGUUGCUGUUGGAGAAAGAAAAGCUAGUAAAAGAGCUGGUAUUUCGGAACAGUUUCAAGAUAUUCUUAAAACCACAAAAUGUGACCGAGCGUGUGGGUGUGAUCGAAAGAAAAUUAGAUUCAAACACAGUUAUGUGAAAAUAAGAGUAACUUCACCUGAUAUUUCAUCCUUAUGUCCAUGUCCUGAUGAAUGUGUCCCCGGUGUAAAAGGUGGAGUUUUUGUAGACAAUGAAGGUAUCAAAGUUACCGUUGGGAGAGCGACUGGAGUGCCGUCAUUUCUUAACAUCAAUAAAAAUGUUGAAGACACAUUUCAAAGCAUAUUUAUUAGCAAUAGAGCAAAUAAGUUUAACUCUGAUAUUUACACUGAUGUGGACCAGGAUAAAGAGACCAACGAAAAUGUUUUAGAACUUAUUUUUAAUAAUAAUAAAAAUGAAAAUUCGGAUACUAUUGUAAGAUACGCUAAUUAUUCGACUAGUGGUUCGGAGACAAUUUUCGAUGAAACCUCGACAUCCUCCACGAGUUCUUCAGAUUGCUAUGAACCCAAUAAUUGUAAUGGAAUUGAGAUUAAUGCAAAGGACAUGUCUAGUAGUUCCAAAUGUUACUUGGUUGAGAGUAUUUCUACUUAUAACUCAAAAAUGAAAUUGUCAAAGGAAUCAUCCGAAAAUCUAGAGUCGUCGUCCUUAUUGAGUAUACACUCUGUACUUUUGAUAAAAACGGAAUCUUCCUUAAGUCUGUCAACUAAUUCAAAAUUGAGUGAAGAUAUACAUACAAUAAGCGUUAUAUCAUUUAUAGAUAGCAACUUUUCAGAAGAAUCAUGUAAUAUGUACAGUGAUAUUUACGACAAGUCAUCAGUAACUACUCAGUUUGAGUACUCUGACUACGUUGUAAAUUACGAGACGAAUGACCUGAGAUACCCCGAUUGUUCUGAAUAUUCGAUGGAUGACAGAUUCAAGAAAAUGUGUUUGAAUACGGAUGUACCUAUUUACAAUUUUUCCGAAACCAAAUAUCGAACUACCGAAACCAUUGUUCAUAAAAUAGAUUCUGUCAUUGUAAUAAGUAAUCUAAACAGGGAUAAAGAUGUGAUAAAUGUUGUUGAUAAAAUACUUGAAAGUAAACCUUUGUCAGAUUCAUCCAUUUUCAUAGUUGUGUCCACAACUGACUUUGAUUCAGAUACGUCUUCUGAUAGUAACUCAUCAAUUUGUAUCCAACUCUCCCGCAAUAUAUCCCAAUGGAUGGUCAAAAGUAAAGGUCUGAACGUAGACAUUAAAGGUUUUCAACAAAAUGCUGGAUACCCGCAAACUCCCGGACACCAGCAUAGUCCCGAGCGCAAGCAGAAUCACGGACGCCCGCAAAAUAUCGGUUACAACAACAUAAAUCAAACUAUAGGAACACAAGCAACGGAAUUGUACACUGUACCACAGUCGGCAUCUGGAUACAACUUUAAUAGAUGCACACCGUGUGUUACUCCCCCUACUCCCUGUACAGUUAAACGACCAGAACCACCUCAAUGUGAAGGAUGUAAAACACCUAUUAAUAUUACAAAAAUUGAUGAUCCUAUAAAUAUCAAACAACCUAAACCAAAGAAAGAAGAGAAAAAGAAAGGAAAUAUUAAAAAGGAGAAGACCAUGCCUGGUGUUGACAAGGGUUGCCAGUGUUCCCCUGAUUUGUUAAAAAAAAUGUUCGAUCAAAUGAUGAGUGAAAUGCAGAAGGCAAUUUGUAAUGCUGACAAAGCUUUAAGUGAAAUGCCAUGUUCUAAGAAUGUACAAAAAAAUAAAAAGAAGGAAACAAAAGAAAUUAAAUGCAGUGACCAGAUUUGCCAAAUAACUCCACCACAUUCACCAGUUAAUAUUGGUGUUGGUCCAAGUACGUCUCAAAGUGGUUCAGAUUCCAAAGAAAAAUGUUCAUGCGAUAAAAAAACUCGUAAAAAGAAGUACAAAGAAUACAUGAAAAAGCAGAAAAAAGAAAUGAAAGAGCAGAAACGUAGAGAGAAAAUUAAAAAACGAAACACAUGUUUAUGUCCUCCGGAGGAGGAAGAUUUUUUAGAAGACGAUCGCAGUCAGGACUUCGAGUGGAUAGAUCUGAAAAAAAUUAGACAAUUGAAAUCUGAACAGACACAGGUGAUGUCAGGUUUUAACAUAGGUUUUAGGAAAAAACCGAAGCAAAUGGAGGGAAAUUUGUUUGGAGAUAGUUUUGAAGAUGCUUUGGACUACUAUGAAUUGUUCCCAACUCCUGAAGAUAUAGAAAGAAAGAUGCUAGAAGAGCGCAAAGUUUGCCCUUGUGACGAACCAGUGAUAGACAAAUGCGUUUGUCCUGCAGAAAAACCGCCUGACACACCGCCACCAGGUCCAUUAUUUUUAACGGAAUCGGAAGAAGAAGAUUUGGAACUUAAUCCUGAAGGAGGGUUUAAAUUUGCACUAACUGGUAAAGGUUCCCAUGCGAAAGGUCUAGGCAGCCUCUGCUGUCCUGAGUUGAUGAAAAAAAUAAGUAAAAAUCGCGAUUAA
Amyelois transitella is the source of this 9957-nucleotide messenger RNA. RefSeq names its product titin-like. The record is from RefSeq and is a predicted model, not a curated record. Bases 1 to 9957 code for a protein of 3318 amino acids. The transcript is spliced from 8 exons. Lineage: Eukaryota; Metazoa; Arthropoda; Insecta; Lepidoptera; Pyralidae.